Messenger RNA from Pocillopora meandrina, 4951 nucleotides. NCBI's taxonomy places the organism in Eukaryota, Metazoa, Cnidaria, Anthozoa, Scleractinia, Pocilloporidae. The record is from the annotation of a GenBank genome assembly.
AGGUAUUUGCAACACAACAACAUCACAACUUUGGACGACAGCACGUUCCUUGGGCUCCGCAAUUUAAGAGAUCUGUUAGUAGUUCUUUAUCGCUGAUAUUUUUAGGUACACACAGGAGCUCUUUACUUAUGGGCUCCUAGUGCACAUCAUAAUACAGAUUUUCUUCUUUUGAUAUUACAAUCUUUUAACCUAUACAAGACUUUGUUUUAGAUGUUUACAGCAUAAUAACAUAGCAUCCAUAUCACUUAAAACGUUGGUGAUUGUGUUGGUGAUUGUGUUACUCUAUGUAUUGACUUCUCGGUUUUGCAGAUUUGAAGUUUGAAAAAAAUUCUCUUUUUAUUCCGUAUGACAAAACACGCACUACGUUAAUGUUCCUACAACAUUUAGUUUUUUUUUUUUUUUUCAGAUUUAUCAGUCAUAAUAGGAUAACAAGAUUGCCGGGAAAUGCGACUUUUAAAGGACUUCGUUCAUUGAUUGAAUUGUAAGCUCUUGACAAGACUUUUCAGAUGGUGCUCACUUUUACAUUUCUAGCAUCACUUUCGAAAACCAAACCCAACACAGAAGAUGACUCUAAGAUGUGGUUGACAAAUUAGUAUUUUAAAACGAAGAUUCGUCAUUGGUUACACUAAAUAGCCAUCACUCUAAAUAGUAUGGUAUCAUAUCAUCAUAGGAUAAACUGUGAAGAACGGCACAUGCCUAAAACGUAAAUUUCUCAACUUAGGGCAUAAGAAAGGCAUACAUACAAAGCUCCACCCUCUUCCCCGCCCUCCCUGCAACUCCCCCUCCCCCCAAGGCUGUUACAUCACAUUGAUAACAACCGAUGUGAGUACAAUGUAUCCUCCCUUAUCAACUCCUCAAGUUCUGGUGGAAAAUUGGCCAAGUUCGACCUUUUUUUCAUCUUACUUUGUUAGAUCGCGUUGCGCUUUUCAAUACCAUAUAUUCUAUCUCUCCCUUCUCCUUAUCUGCCUCUUUUCCCUUGCCUUUAGAGAUCUAAGUCACAAUAGACUGGAAAAUUUAACCUCUUCUUGUUUUCGUGGGAUGAUGAAGUUAACAGUAUUGUAAGUAUUGUAUUAAAUCAUUUAUAAACUUAUUUAAACCACUAAUGUUAGUUUUUUCAUUGUGUGACAUUUAAAUCAUUGACAGAGAAGAAGCUAAUGGCAUCCUUUCUUUCAACUUAACUUGGUAGCCCUCCCAAAAGCCGAAGUUUUCAUUUUUCUACGUAAUAUUUCCUUGUUUCAGAUACUUGCAGCACAACAACAUUGCAACUGUGGAGCCUGGUGCAUUCUUUGGGCUUAGCAAACUCAAAAAACUGUAAGUUUCUUCUUCCACGCACUUUUAAGGACUGCAUGAGUGUCUUGUUGGUUUAGUGAACGACUAACUUAUCUUCUGACUUAUGUUAUGAUUUGGUUUUAUCAUCUGAGUUGACUGUGAAUAUAUGAAAAUAUAUGAGUUGACACGUCAAUUGACCACCGUAAAGAGUUUCUAAAGCUGAAGUUUCGAGCGUUAGUCCUUCGUUAGUCCUUCGUCAGAGCGAACUCUUAAUGGUGGCUACUUUAUGUUAACGACUCAGUUGAUAAAACCAAAUCAUUACGUUACACCUCUCAUAAACCGACGCAUCACCACAACGAAUCGGGGAGACGUUUUCUGGGAGUCUGGCACUAAUAAUGAGGUGCUAUAGCGCUCGCCUCAUACUUUCCCACGGGCGAAGAAACACUCGUCCCGAAACGCUAACAUUGAAGGCCUGGUCGCAGUGACUAAGUGACAAGAUGAAAAGUUGUUAGAUCGAAAGACCUACAAGUGAGCAACAAGUACCCUCCAUAUUACACAGUGGCUGACGUUCUUAACAAGAGACCUUCUAUAACGUGUAAAAGGCAUUUGGUAGACUAGAUACAAUUUUAUUCUACCUUUUCAGAGAUAUGAGUUUUAACAAACUAGAAACUCUAAUAGAUGACGCGUUUCGGGUUCUGACACUGAAAAAUCUGUAAGUGACGAAGAAAUUUCUUUGUUUAAAUGCUCUCUAGGCAGUUCAUUUGAUUGACUGGCUCUUAAAAUUUGCUGAGAUCAGCGGUUGUUCCAUAGAUUGUGUUACUGACCAGUUACGUUUUUUGACUGAUCUUGACUGACAAUGUGAUUGACCGACAGAUUAAGUGAAGAACAGGCUGACAGACAAAUAGUCAGACAGACGGACGGACGUUCUGAUAGACAGACAGACUCUUACUGACCAAAACUGACUGACUAGCGGACUUGCUCCUUGACUUGUUGAUUGACGGAUUCUUUGACUGACCAGCUGACUGCCUGAUGACUAUUUUGCCGAAUCAUUGACUGAAUGACUAUCUUUCUGAGUGAGUUACGGACUGACUGACCGUAUGGCUGGUUACUAAAUGACGGCCGACCAGAUGAUUAGCAGGUUGACUUGAAGACAUGCAGCUUGCUGACAGAGUGACUGACUGACUGACUAAUCGACUGACUGACUGAUAACUGACUGACUGACAGACUGAGUGACUGAUGACUGACUGACUACCUGACGGUGACAUGACUGACUGACGGACUACCUAGAUCGCUGGCUAGCUGACUGCCUCACUGCUUAAAUAAAUAACUUAUCAACCAAUUGGCUGAUUUCCCUUAUUUUAUUGAUGACGUCAGGAUCUAACAAACGUCAACAGCUUGGUAUUAUGUUUAAUACAUAUACAUGUACAUGAAAGUCCUUUUCUGUUCAGUUCCUUGCAGCAUAAUGCGAUCACAAUCAUACAACCUAAAGCUUUCGCCGGACUUCGAAAUCUGGAAUUUCUGUAUGUUUAAUCUUGACUAUAUCAGAUUUACUUUGUUUUUAUUAAAGUUGGGUGAACUAUUUUGACCCUUAAAGUUAUGCAUGUUAGACUAGAACGUUUCUUUUAUAUUUUGCAGCGAUCUCAGUUAUAACAAAGUUGUGAUUGUGUCUCUGGAUGUGUUCAAGGGUCUUAGUAAUCUAAAAACCAUGUAAGUGUUUUGCUAUACAUGUUUUAACAAAUUUUAAACCAGUCAAAUUUAAUCAUGAGCUAUUACUAAGAAAAAUCAUGUUAUCUAGUAAACAAAAUCAUCGAAACUGUUUCCUGAAGCAGAGAUUCAGGACUGAAAAUACUUGAAAGAAUAAAGCUCGAAUAACUCGAGUAAAGCGAUAGGAACAUUUAAGCCAUGAAUUUAUUUCAUGAUGAGAUGGGCAUGCUCAGAACCCUAAUAGAUGUAAGGGUGCCAGACUAUUAACACAGAUAACAUGAUGAUUAGCCUGAAGUAGUUUUCAAUGAUGUGUUGGCCAGGGAAAUCUGGGACUCGAUUCACCCUGGUUUACUGCACUUAAGAAUUGAUCUUAAGACUCGUACCACCUUUUCAACCAAUCAUAUUCAAAGCUGAGACCAAUCGUAGUUUGGUAAUUGGCAUUCUCGCGCGCUUGAAGUUAUUUUUAAAAAAUGAGUUUCGAGUUUACAUCGGCUCCUUGGUAUCUUGACAUUCAUUCUCUUUUAGUUGUGGUAAUUUCUGAAGGUUUGGCUUUACGAUACACAAUCUAACCAGUCUUAUUCGAGGUGGAGCGAGUCAACUUUGUUUCAGUUUUGGUGAUAUGAUCAUCCUCGUUUCCAUGAUCUCUCUCCCUCGCUUUCCUGGUGGAAGAGAAUCGCUGGGACCGAGAUCGUACAAUUUUCCUUAUGUAUUCUGUUUUUUUGUUAUGUAACAAAGAAACCUGGACGGGAACAAUAUAACAAACCCAUCUGCUGUUAACGAAACAAAUAAGGCAAACAAGACACAAGGGAAUCAAAAGAGGUCCUUCAAUAACAGCGGAUGCUCCCGGAUUCAACAAAAACAAGUUGUAUAUCAGGUCUCGAGAAACAGGAAGGUGUGUUUCCAAAGACGAAACUGCACCCUGUCUCUUACUGUGGUAAAUAAGACUAAAACUGUGUCAGAGAGAUUUGAUAUUUGUUGGGAUUUAAUAAAAAAACUUCGCCCUCUUUUGUUCAUCUUGGGAACCAUCGCGACUUUUUCCAAUAUGCUGGUUAUUAUAACAGUUGUAUCGACUAAAAGCCUUCGAAGACGUCCGCCAUUUUUAUUGGUUUCAGCGACAGCAGUAUGCGACUUUUUGAUUGGUAUUUACUCAUUUGGAAUGGCUUUCGGGCAUGGCUAUGACCUUCAGGAAUUCAAAACUUGGCAGGACAUCUACUGUACCUACUUAAGGUACCUGUUUAUCUUCGCCCAAGUUGAUGGAGGACUGACGUCACUGUUGAUGACUAUUGAACGAUAUGUUGCCAUCGUUUUCUGUAUGAACCCUGACAUAAGGCUAGGCUACAAAGCUCUACGAAUAGCACUCCCGCUGACUUGGAUUACGGGCGCCACAUCAGCAACUUUAGCACAAAUUUUUGACAUGAGACAUAACGCAAUACCCGGGAGAAUGUGUCUUUUUCACAGAAACUCCGACAAAAUACCCUCCAUUUUUAUUAGCGAUAUAGUGUUGCUGUUUCUAGUAUUUACCUAUCUCCUCGUCGUAUUUCUUUAUUUGCAUAUUUUCGUCGUUGUGCGAAAAUCUGCGCGCAGGGCAGGCACACGUAGAGAAUCGCAAUUAGCCAAGCGAAUUAGUUUGAUUGUUCUUACAAGUUUCGUGUUUUUCGCUGUGCCUAAUUUUGCUCUGGCGUGGUUUAUCAUAAAUAGAGGACGUGUUUUCGAAGAUGUUAGAAUGAAUCGUACUCUGCUGUGGUGGCUUCCUCCUGUUUGUUUGGUGGUGAAUGCCUGUCUUAACCCUUUCAUAUUCGCGUUUAAAAAUGACAAGUUCACUAGAUCUCUUAAAAGACUGGCAGGCCAUCCUCUCAGAGGGCUUUUAAUGAGUAAGAAAAAGAACAGAGGUGAUCAACCAUUUGCGUUACAGUCUCCUGCUGUCUCUCAAGGAAGCCAUAAUCAAGGAAUGGACUCUAUCUCUGAAACUCGUUGCUGA